CGGGUCCCCUUCCCGCAGGGCGCUCCACAGAGGCGGGGGGUGGGAGCGCCGGCUCCAGGCGGCGGAACCUCUGCGCGGGGCUCGCGCGCUUCCGGCCGGCGCCUUUUCCCAGGGACGCCGCCGCCCCUCGCACCCCCGCGCCCGCGCCCCCAGUCCCCGCGUCCCCGGCGCCGCCGGCCGGAGCUGCCCGGAAGUCUCGGUUCAGCCGCCGGCGCUCGCCAGGGGAAGCCCGGGGCAGCCCGGGACCUCGGCCCGCUCCUCAGGACCCGAGAGGCCGCCGCACGGGCUGCCGCUCCAGAUGCUGCUGCUGCCGCCGCGGCCACCCCACCCUCGGUCCUCCUCUCCGGAGGCCAUGGACCCACCGCCCCCCAAGGCUCCCCCUUUUCCCAAGGCGGAAGGCCCCUCCUCCACGCCUUCCUCGGCGGCGGGGCCCCGACCCCCGCGGCUGGGCCGCCACCUCCUCAUCGACGCCAAUGGGGUCCCCUACACAUACACGGUGCAGCUGGAGGAGGAGCCCCGGGGCCCGCCCCAGCGCGAGGCGCCCCCAGGAGAGCCCGGCCCUCGCAAGGGCUACAGCUGCCCCGAGUGCGCCCGUGUCUUUGCCAGCCCUCUGCGGCUGCAGAGCCACCGCGUGUCGCACUCGGACCUCAAGCCCUUCACGUGCGGCGCCUGCGGCAAGGCCUUCAAGCGCUCCAGCCACCUGUCGCGGCAUCGCGCCACGCACCGCGCCCGCGCCGGGCCGCCGCACACCUGCCCUCUCUGCCCACGCCGCUUCCAGGACGCCGCGGAGCUGGCGCAGCACGUGCGCCUCCACUAAGCUCGAGACCCGGCCUGUGCUGCCCUGGCCCUCUCAGGGCCACCAAGUCUGACCCACACAGCGUCACUCACUCCCACACACACUCCCUGGCUCUGCUGAGGUUACUGCCUUACCCCGGGCCUCAGUUUCCCCACCUUCCAAAGGGAGGCGCGUCAUUCUUUCCUUAUCCCCUUUCUAGCUGUGUGAUGUAGACCAAAGUCGUUGCCCCUCCCUGGACCCGGGAACCAGUCGGAACUGGGUUCCGGUCCAGCUGUGCUGUGUGAACUUUUGCAAGUGACGUGACCUUUAAGCCUUGGUUUCCUGCCCUCUGGAGCGGUGAGCCGGUGGCUGUCAGCGGGGAAGAGAUGAUAAAGAGCACGGGCACGGUCUGGUUCAUUUCUGUACCUACCCCCCUUCCGCCCACGCUCCCUACCCUUUGCUCAAUAAACAUUCCGCACUCCA
This is a messenger RNA of Cebus imitator (Panamanian white-faced capuchin), 1258 nucleotides long. It is a transcript of the gene ZNF580, whose product is annotated as zinc finger protein 580. Gene Ontology annotation, cellular component: nucleus. Gene Ontology annotation, molecular function: DNA-binding transcription activator activity, RNA polymerase II-specific; RNA polymerase II cis-regulatory region sequence-specific DNA binding. Lineage: Eukaryota; Metazoa; Chordata; Mammalia; Primates; Cebidae. The record is from RefSeq and is a predicted model, not a curated record. The coding region runs from base 299 to 817 and encodes 172 amino acids. Gene Ontology annotation, biological process: regulation of transcription by RNA polymerase II. The transcript is spliced from 2 exons.